Molecule: messenger RNA, 965 nt
Organism: Salvia splendens (bonfire salvia)
Lineage: Eukaryota; Viridiplantae; Streptophyta; Magnoliopsida; Lamiales; Lamiaceae
Exons: 2
Coding region: 51-893 (280 amino acids)
Biological process (GO): RNA processing
Source: RefSeq, a predicted model, not a curated record
CUCUCUGUUGAAAAUCCUUGUGCAUUACAAAGUUUAGCUAGAGCCACGUGAUGGGAGGGAAGAAGAAGGGCUCCGACUCGGCACCCGGAUCGCGGCCGCGCGGUUCCAUGACGCUGAGAGAAGAAUCGACUGGUAAAAAACACGGCAACGUGAACGCCAAAACCAUGUGCAAGAUCGAUCAUCUCAAAGACCUAGCAUUGUGGGCGGCCUCCGUUCCUUCGCUCGGCGCUUUCUUCGGGGAGCGCCUCUCAGCCACCAACGAAGCACUGGGCCUUCGCGGUGAUCCUUCUAUUUUUGUUUGUGAAAGGUGCGAAUCUAUUCUUCAACCUGGUAACAAUUGCAGUGUUCGGAUUGAGAAGAACAACAAGUUGAAAGGGAGGCAUACACGAAAGAGAUCAAAGGCUACAGUACAGAACAAUAUUGUUUACAGAUGUCACUUUUGUUCUCAUCAGAAUAUGAUGAGAGGAACACCAAAGGGCUAUGUCAAAGAGAUAUGUCCACCAAAGCCUAAACCAGCACCGAGCUUUAAAAAAGUGCGAGAGAACCACCCUAGCUCAGGAAAUGCUACAGCUACUGUCGAGUGCAUAGGGAUGGACUCCAGUGCUCUGUUGCCUUUAGAUGGACAUGAUCUCGAAGAAAGCUCUCUGGCCACUCCAUUGCCGAAACCCGGUCUCUCUUUAUUGGAUUCGAAGCGGAGGAAAAGGAAUAGGUCCGGUGUAAAGAAAAUCGACGAACCUCCAAUUAGUUCAGCUGUAGCAGAUACGGAGAAGAGCACUCAAGCUUCAUGUAAGAGAAGGAAGAGGACGUGGACGAGUCUGAAGGAGAUUGCUGAGAGUAGUGGCCAAGAUGCUGGCACAAAAUUCACAAACUCGACAGUUCCAUUCUUUAUUUAAUUAGCAAGGCACAAUUGGAGAUGUAACAUUUGAUUACUAAUUAAGCAGUCGAUUUGGUGAUUCCAAUGUUUA